GGGCGGGCGGGCGCGCGCUGUGGCCCCGGGCUGGUGUGCGCGAGCCGCGCCGCGGGGACGGCGCCCGAGGGCACCGGGCUCUGCGUGUGCGCGCAGCGCGGCGCCGUCUGCGGUUCCGACGGCCGCUCCUACGCCAGCGUCUGCGCGCUGCGUCUGCGCGCCCAGCACGCGCCCCGCGCGCACCCGGGCCACCUGCACAAGGCGCGCGACGGCCCCUGCGAAUUUGCUCCUGUGGUCGUCCUUCCACCUCGGAGUGUGCACAAUGUCACCGGGACACAGGCGCACCUGUCCUGUAAGGUGAGGGCUGUGCCUGCGCCAGUCAUCACCUGGAGGAAGGUCACACAGUCUCCUGAGGGCACCCAGGUGCUGGAGGACCUGCCUGGGGACCACGUCAAUAUAGCUGUCCAGGUACAAGGGGGCCCUUCUGACCACGAGGCCAGGGCCUGGAUUUUGAUCCACCCUCUGAGAAAGGAAGAUGAGGGAGUGUACCAGUGCCAUUCAGCCAACGUGGUUGGGGAGGCCCAGUCCCACGGCACGGUCACAGUCACCGAUCUGAGUAAAUACCAAGCCCCUCGCUUCCCAGCUCCAGGUGACCACUUGUGA
Messenger RNA from Equus quagga, 603 nucleotides. RefSeq names its product insulin like growth factor binding protein like 1 (gene IGFBPL1). Gene Ontology annotation, biological process: regulation of cell growth; regulation of signal transduction. Gene Ontology annotation, cellular component: extracellular region. Gene Ontology annotation, molecular function: insulin-like growth factor binding. The transcript has 4 exons. The annotation marks the transcript as partial. Lineage: Eukaryota; Metazoa; Chordata; Mammalia; Perissodactyla; Equidae. The record is from RefSeq and is a predicted model, not a curated record.